This is a messenger RNA of Pyricularia grisea, 885 nucleotides long. RefSeq lists its product as uncharacterized. The coding region runs from base 181 to 885 and encodes 234 amino acids. The record is from RefSeq and is a predicted model, not a curated record. NCBI's taxonomy places the organism in Eukaryota, Fungi, Ascomycota, Sordariomycetes, Magnaporthales, Pyriculariaceae. The transcript has 2 exons.
AAACCAGUCAACAAUCCCGUCUUUGCAUCAUGAUCUUGAUGAUGUUUGCCUCAUCUCGCCGACAGCCCUGAAACUACCCGCUGCCCACCGCGAGCUACAAGCUUGUUUUGCCAAAAACAGCCGACUCAGCCAAAGCUAAUCCCUGUCAAUAAACAACGUCCCGUCACUACUUCAGGAAAGAUGCUUCCCAAGAUCUUCACUCUCCUGGCCACCGCCGUGUCGGCCGUGGCAGCCGGACCCAUCGCGGCUCGGGACGUCAUCAACCACGAUGCUGUCGUCGGUUUUCCGCAGUCCGUACCUAACACCAACGCCGGUCGAAACAUGCUCCGCUUCAAGCCGUGGCUCAAGGUCUUUAGCGGUUGUGUGCCGUUCCCUGCUGUGGAUCAAUGGGGCAACACUGGCGGCGGCCUCAAAACAUCCGGCGGCUCCUCAUCCGGCUGCUCCAGCAACCUCGGUCAAGUUUACGCCCGGGCGGGCACGCAGGCGGGACGCGGCGCCAUCAUGUACUCGUGGUACAUGCCCAAGGACUCGCCGUCUCCCGGCAUGGGCCACAGGCACGACUGGGAAAACGUCAUCAUCUGGCUCGACGAUGUCAACAGCGCCAACGCUCGCAUCAUCGGCGCCUCGGCCUCGGGACACGGCGGCUACGACACGAGGAACAGCAUCGCCACGGACGGCGACCGGGCCCUGAUCCGCUAUUUCAGCAACUGGCCCCUCAACCACCAGAUGGGCUUCACCGGCGACAGGGGCGGCGAGCAGCCGCUCAUCAGCUGGGACACCAUGACACAGGCCGCCAGGAACGCUCUCGAGUGGACCGACUUUGGCGCCGCUGGUGUGCCGUUCAAGGAUGGCAGCUUCCAGAACAACUUGGCCAAGGUUUUCUGA